GAGAAAGGGCGAAAAAUUUAUCAGGCUGACUUGUUGUGAUUGCCUUUGUUUGCGGAUAUCUGACGGUUGCUGGUGGACACAAAGUGUGCCUGAUUUCGGUGGAUUUAAUCAUGCAUUUCCCAACAAAAACAGAUAUUUUGCGGGCUUAUUCUGUGGCCGUGCUGCUGAAUUAUUGCUGGGAAGCGGUGUCUGGACAGCUCUCGUACUCUGUAUCGGAGGAGGAAAAUACUGGGACAUCUGUUGGAAAUAUUGCCAAAGAUCUAAAUCUCAAUGUACAGGAUUUAGAGUCUCGUAGGUUUCAGAUUGUUAGUGGAUCACAGAAGAAGUAUUUCGAUGUGAAUUUAAAAACUGGUGUUCUUUAUGUCAGCGAAAGAAUCGACCGCGAGGAGCUUUGUGGAAGGGCUUCAAAAUGUACUGUCAAUGUAGAGGCGGUGAUCAACGACCCGCUGAAGCUUUAUCGCUUAGAGAUAAAUAUAAAAGACAUAAACGACAACGCACCAGUUUUCUCUGAGAAGCUGCAGUCGCUUGAUGUUCCAGAAAAUACUUUACCGGGAGUCAAAUUUGGACUGAUAGAGGCAUCAGAUUUGGAUGUCGGUAAAAACGGUGUUAAUACAUAUAAACUUAGUAAUAACGAUUAUUUUACAUUAGAUAUUCAUAAAGGAGAAGACAGCGUGUCUGCUGAGUUAGUACUGCAGAAAUCGUUAGACAGAGAGCAGGAUUCUGUUAUAAAACUCACACUGACUGCAGUAGACGGAGGAAACCCACCCAAGUCAGGGACAUCGCUUAUUAUCAUUUCCGUGAUGGAUACUAAUGACAACCAUCCCGUGUUCAGUAAGUCUUUGUACAAAAUUAAAAUUCCUGAAAACUUGUCCAGUGGGUCGACGGUGAUUACGCUGAAUGCAACAGACACAGAUGAGGGUUCAAACAGUGAAAUUGAAUAUUCUUUGAGAAAAAAAGGCCAAGAUCAUAUUUUAGAUUUAUUUGAAAUUAAUUCAAAAACGGGAGUGAUUUCAGUUAAGGGUAAAGUCGAUUAUGAAGAAAAUCGUGCAUUUGAGAUCCAUGCGGAGGCAAGUGACAAAGGUCAGCCUCCGAUGUCUGCUCAUUGCAAAGUGUUGGUAGAAGUGCUAGAUCUAAAUGACAACGCUCCUGAGAUCACGGUAACGUCA
Messenger RNA from Pundamilia nyererei, 1166 nucleotides. RefSeq names its product protocadherin alpha-3-like. Gene Ontology annotation, molecular function: calcium ion binding. Lineage: Eukaryota; Metazoa; Chordata; Actinopteri; Cichliformes; Cichlidae. The transcript has a single exon. Gene Ontology annotation, biological process: homophilic cell-cell adhesion. The annotation marks the transcript as partial. The record is from RefSeq and is a predicted model, not a curated record. Gene Ontology annotation, cellular component: plasma membrane.